Messenger RNA from Clunio marinus, 392 nucleotides. The record is from the annotation of a GenBank genome assembly. Lineage: Eukaryota; Metazoa; Arthropoda; Insecta; Diptera; Chironomidae.
GGUGGAAACAUAAAUAUCAAAGUGGUUUUGUAACAUAUUCCAUUGGAGCACGUUAUGAAAAAGGCGACUUUUUAAUAAAAAAUAUAACGAUUGAAUCAAAAAUCGUAACGCAUCGUUGGCCUCAAAUUCAUCGACUUCAAUAUAAAAUACAAAAUCAUAAUGAUUUGAUAAGUUUCGCUCAAAUUGAUAUUAUAGACAGUGAUGAUCCCCAUGAAGUACACAUCAACACCCACUCUGAUUGUUAUGAUCUUUCAAUCGAAAGCCCAAAAAGAAUUCGAGGAUUCUUGACAAUCUACCACAAAGCUCGAGAGAAUUACCACCACUUAGCACGACGUUUUCCACCAUAUUUACCAAGCUUUUUCCAUUCAAAUCACCACGAACAGAAAAUAUAA